Molecule: messenger RNA, 3067 nt
Organism: Propithecus coquereli (Coquerel's sifaka)
Lineage: Eukaryota; Metazoa; Chordata; Mammalia; Primates; Indriidae
Gene: FGF11
Product: fibroblast growth factor 11
Exons: 5
Coding region: 585-1262 (225 amino acids)
Biological process (GO): animal organ morphogenesis; positive regulation of cell population proliferation; fibroblast growth factor receptor signaling pathway
Cellular component (GO): cytoplasm
Molecular function (GO): growth factor activity; fibroblast growth factor receptor binding
Source: RefSeq, a predicted model, not a curated record
CUGAGACAUAUUAUGGGGGGUUCAGUGAAAAUAAGUGGGGGAUCUCCAUUUGGUGGGUAGCAAAGGAAAAAAUACCAAGCUUGGUUCCUCACUGACAUUGGCAAUGCCCCAGUAGGGGUGGGGUAAGCUAAUAUCCCCAAAUAUAAGGUCCCACUCCUUUAGAUUACAAGAGUGGAUUUGGCAGGAGUGUGCCCCUCAAAAUAGAGUGGGAAGGUGCCUGGAGAUAUUGGAACCAUAUCUUGGAAAUGUGGGGGGUCUUGGUUUUGGAAUAGGGGAAGUGGGGACAGAGACACUGGAAAGGAGGGAAGGGGGAGUUUUCAGUAGGGGGCAAAAUCAAGGGUGGGGUCAACUGAGGAGUGCAUAGGCUGCAGGGUCAGGUCGAGCUAGCACUGGUCCCAAAGGUGGGAACUGGCUGCUAGGGGCAUAGGGUGGGGGGAGUCUGGGGCUUAUCCUCAGGUCCUGUGGGUGGGGCAGUGAGUCGGGGCCUGAGCGUCAAGAGCAUGCCCCGGUGAGCGGGCUCCUCUGGGGGAGCCCAGCGCGCUCCGGGCGCCUGCCGGUUUGGGGGUGUCUCCUCCCGGGGCGCCAUGGCGGCGCUGGCCAGUAGCCUGAUCCGGCAGAAGCGGGAGGUCCGCGAGCCCGGGGGCAGCCGGCCAGUGUCGGCGCAGCGGCGCGUGUGUCCCCGCGGCACCAAGUCCCUUUGCCAGAAGCAGCUCCUCAUCCUGCUGUCCAAGGUGCGACUGUGCGGGGGGCGGCCCGCGCGGCCGGACCGCGGCCCGGAGCCUCAGCUCAAAGGCAUCGUCACCAAAUUGUUCUGCCGCCAGGGUUUCUACCUCCAGGCGAAUCCCGACGGGAGCAUCCAGGGCACCCCGGAGGACACCAGCUCCUUCACCCACUUCAACCUGAUCCCUGUGGGGCUCCGUGUCGUCACCAUCCAGAGUGCCAAGCUGGGUCACUACAUGGCCAUGAAUGCCGAGGGGCUGCUCUACAGCUCGCCACAUUUCACAGCUGAGUGUCGCUUUAAGGAAUGCGUCUUUGAGAAUUACUAUGUCCUGUAUGCCUCUGCUCUCUACCGCCAGCGCCGUUCUGGCCGGGCCUGGUACCUAGGCUUGGACAAGGAGGGCCGGGUCAUGAAGGGAAACCGAGUCAAGAAGACCAAGGCAGCCGCGCACUUUGUGCCCAAGCUCCUGGAGGUGGCCAUGUACCGGGAGCCUUCUCUCCACAGUGUCCCUGAGACCUCCCCUUCCAGUCCCCCUGCCCCCUGAAAUGUAGUCCCUGGACUGGAGGCUCCUUGCACUCCCACUGAGCCAGCCACCACCACAGCCUGUCUCCCAGUCCUGCUCUCACUCCUGCUGCCAACACAUGCCCUGAGCAGCUGGGUCCCACCAGGUGCUCUACCCUGAGGGGGCCUAGGGGCUGGCUGUCACUUCCAGGGCUGCUGAGACCCUUAGAUCCUUGGGCCAGGAAAGGGAUCAGAGAGUGGGAUGUCUGAAAAUGGUCCUGGCUGAUCACUUCUUUCUUUCCACACUCACACACCCCCAAAGCCUUUUCCUGAGAUGGCGCUGGGGGUUGCCAAACUGACAGAGCCAGAGCAUAAACACACCGCAAUCCUGGCUCAGCCAGUUCCUACAGCCCUCUGCCCAUUUUUAUUGCUACUCAGCCACAGAUUUAUGGGUCCAGUGGAGCUCAGGAUUAGUGUCCUUCUUUCCCCAUUAUACCUUCUACCUUGGUCUGAACAAGUUCUAGAACACGAGACACCCCAGCCAGGGCCAUUUUUGCACUAGGGCUCUGUGCUGGAACCCAGGCAUGCUGCCAGGCUCUGUUCUGGAUCCAUCAGUCUUCUAUCCUUGACUCUGAUGGACUCCUGGUUUCCAGGUAGAGAAAGGCUGGAUUGGAGCCUUGUCUAGCUGUUGGCCGUGACCUGAAUUAGGACCACUUUCAGAUGACCACAGGUUUAACCUUCUUCCAGAGAUAUCCAAUUCUAGAGCAUGGUAUUCUAGACCUUUAUGGAGCCAUGCUUUCUCCUGAAUUCCAGCUCUAGGACAUAGACCAUGACUCUCAGCCCUUCUUCCCUGGUUGGAACUGGGGCCUAUAUAGCCAUAGUAUUGCUCUAGAGCAUGUUCUAGACCCACCCGCCCACCUUCUCAAGUGAUACCUAUUAAGGAUGAGCUCUGGAAAGGGCCCAGCUAUGAUUCAUUAAGAACUAAGUUCUGGAUGAAUCAAAAACCAUUUCUUGUUUUUCCUAGAUAAUUUUCUAAAAAUCUUAUUCUUCCAUAUAUAAUGCUAAUCUUAUUUAUACAUGCAGUUUCUAGUUCCUUUAACCCAGCUGAGGUCCUGCCAGAGAAACAGAGUCUGGGCAUGGGCAGAAUUUAGGAAGGAUCCCUGGCUCAUAGUAGGGAAGUCGGGAUGGGGAAGGGGCCAAAAGCACGGGGUGACUGAACCUGAGUCUGAGUUGGGGGGACAUGGAUAUUUAGCUACCUCAGCAGGAAUUCUGUCCAGGUCCCCUUUAAAGCUGAGGUCUUUAGGGUAACGGGUCUAGAAUGAAAAGGACACAUGGGACACAGCUUUGGCCCUCCCUGCGAGGAGACCCCAUUUCAGCAAUAAGUCCCACCCUUUUCCCCUACAGGUCAGGUCAAGGAGGGUGAGGACCUCUUGGGCUCCAGACCUCAUACACCCCCAGAGCUUCGAAGUGAAUAGCACUUGCUUUACCUUACAGCUUAUCACCUCAGCUGGGUUUUGGGUACCCAAAAAGGACCUGUCUAGAUUUUUCUGAAAACUAUGGGGGGCCAGGGGGGAGGCCUGGAAAGACUGGGAACCUACUAGUAAACUAGGAGGGAGACUCAGUAGCCUCAGCCUUGGGCAGGAUAGACUGAGGAAGCCCUAAGGCAGUAGCUAGGGCUCACAAGCAGGGCACUUUUCCUCGGGCUGUUUUACUUCUGGCUUGUUGCAAGAGGAGCAGAUGCCCCCUCACCCACACAAAGCCCGCUCAGGCUCCACCCAUCUCCUGGCUCUGCUCCCAGCAGACUGGGUCUUCACUCCACGCUUUCUCAAUUAAAGACGAUUUAUACAA